Molecule: messenger RNA, 1059 nt
Organism: Aspergillus fijiensis CBS 313.89
Lineage: Eukaryota; Fungi; Ascomycota; Eurotiomycetes; Eurotiales; Aspergillaceae
Product: translation machinery-associated protein TMA46
Exons: 4
Coding region: 1-1059 (352 amino acids)
Biological process (GO): cytoplasmic translation
Cellular component (GO): cytosol
Molecular function (GO): mRNA binding; metal ion binding
Source: RefSeq, a predicted model, not a curated record
AUGCCUCCCAAGAAAGCCGAUCAGCCUAAGAAGAAGAAGGCCACCGUCGAGGACAAGACCUUUGGUAUGAAAAACAAAAAAGGUGGUUCCGCCAAACGACAGAUCGCCCAACUCAAUGCGCAAGCGGCCUCCAACAAGAACGCCGAUGAAAAGAAGAAGGAGGCCGAGAAGCUUCGCCGUGAGGCCGAGAAGAAGGCUGCCGAGCAAGCCAGAAAGGAGGCUGCCGAUCUGUUCAAGCCUGUACAGGUCCAGAAGGUUCCUUUCGGUGUCGAUCCGAAGACGGUUGUUUGCGUUUUCUACAAGCAGGGCAACUGUGAGAAGGGCCGCAAGUGUAAAUUCAGUCACGACUUGAGCCUCGAGCGCAAGGCCGCCAAGAGAGACUUGUACACCGAUUCUCGAGAUGUCAAGUCUGCGGAGGAAGAAGCCAAGAAGAAGGACAACAUGGAGGAUUGGGACGAGGAGAAAUUGCGCAAGGUCGUUAUGAGCAAGCACGGAAACCCCCGGACCACGACAGACAAGGUCUGCAAAUAUUUCAUCGAAGCGGUCGAGAACCAGAAGUAUGGUUGGUUCUGGACCUGCCCCAAUGGAGGCGACAAGUGCAUGUACAAGCACAGCUUGCCACCAGGAUUCGUCCUGAAGACCAAGGAGCAGAAGGCGGCGGAGAAGGCUUUGAUGGACAAGUCGCCGCUUAACACCCUGACACUGGAGGAUUGGUUGGAGUCCGAACGCCACAAGCUCACUGGCGAGUUAACGCCUGUAACGCCCGAGACGUUCGCUAAGUGGAAGAAGGAGCGCUUGGACAAGAAGGCGGCUGAAGAGCAAGCUCAGAAGGCCAAGGAAGCCACUGGACGUACAUUGUUCGAAAGCGGCAACUGGCGCGCUGAUGAUAGUGAGAGUGAGAGUGAGGAUGAGGCCGAUGGAGUGUGGAACUUGGAUGCCCUGCGGCGGGAGACGGAGCGGAUCCGCGAGCAGAAGGAAGAGGAGCGCCUGGCCAAGCUCAACGGUGAACCCGUGCCGGUUUCGAAUGAUGCACAGAUCGCACAAGAAGGUGAGGGUUGA